Notolabrus celidotus (New Zealand spotty) is the source of this 5791-nucleotide messenger RNA. It is a transcript of the gene trps1, whose product is annotated as trichorhinophalangeal syndrome I. Lineage: Eukaryota; Metazoa; Chordata; Actinopteri; Labriformes; Labridae. Bases 739 to 5385 code for a protein of 1548 amino acids. Gene Ontology annotation, biological process: regulation of transcription by RNA polymerase II. The record is from RefSeq and is a predicted model, not a curated record. Gene Ontology annotation, molecular function: DNA-binding transcription factor activity; RNA polymerase II transcription regulatory region sequence-specific DNA binding; zinc ion binding. Gene Ontology annotation, cellular component: nucleus. The transcript has 12 exons.
GCAGAGAGGUCUUGUCACAGCAAAGCGAUAACACGAGUCUGAACAAAAAAAAAUUACAGAUAACGAGCUGCUUUGCUUUGGUUUGCUGUGACCAGCAAAUCCGGGCUCUGAGACCAAAGAAAAAAAGAGACAGCCACAAGACACAGUCGCCCCGUCCGACAUCAUCAACAAACAAAAAGCCCACAAAGAGACGAACCAGCCAGCCAGCCAGCCACCAUCUUAACAGGCUGCUGAAAGAGACACACACUGAGAGAAAAGAGGCUAAUGCUUAUUUUGAUCAACAGGUUGUUAAGGUGAUGGUGGACUCUGACAGGCGUGACUGAGCACCCAAACAAGAGCCAAAAAAAUAAAGAGACCGGACAGCAAGAGGGGCAGCCUGCAGAACACCUCUUACACGGAUCUACGACAAGCCUGCUCAGACUGAAAGCUGAACUGCUGUAGGGCAUAAGAGGAGCAGCAGCCCUGCACCAAAGCUAGCUGAUGCUACGUGGAGUUUAAGGAGCUGAAAAGUUUUUGCUCCGGUGUUUCAUGGCUCUGUGUGGAGUUACGUGGACCCGGUGAAGAGAUGGAAGGAUAAUAGUCUGACACCUGGUUUCUGCUUCCCAUUACCAUGUGGAGUACAGAGGGCCAGUAGCCGGACGCUUGCUGGACGGAUCGCUGCAACGCUGGGUCGAAUCAAGCCGCUUCAAUAGAGCUGAUGCAAAGGCCAGGAGUCUGCCAUAAUGUUUAUAUAACCUGAUGAACAGCAGAGAAAUGGUGAGGAAGAAGAAUCCCCCUAUCCGGAGUGUGGGAGGUGAAGAAGAGGAGGAAGAAGAGGGAAGGAGGCCAGCAGGAGGAGAAGAGGAAGAGGAGGGAGAAGAGGAGGGGAGAGUGGGAGCGGAGGCUGAACGAAUAAACUGUCCAUCGGAACCAGAGUCCUCUGACCGGAUCAGAGGAGACGAGGAGCAGGAAGAGGAGGAGAGUGAGUGCAUAUCUUCAUCUGUCUCUCCGUCUUCUGUUAGUGACCGCUACAGCAAUGAGGAGAGAGCGGCGAGGAGAGGAGGAGGAGUAGGAGGAGGAGGAGGAGGGGGGAGAAGAGCAAAGGAAGGCGGAGUGGCGGCGUUGACUGACAGACCCGAGAGCCAGUCGGAGCCCGAGGAUGGGGAGAAAGGAGUAGAGGACGGAGAGAGGAGGGAGAGAGACAGAGGGGAGGCAGACCACCUCUCUGCUCGUCUCCUCUCUGCUCCUCACCUCCUCCUCCUCCGCAGGCAGGAAGGAGGGGAGGAGUCAACGUCGGACACCCCUCCUCUUUCCUGCAGCCCCUCUCCGAAACUCCAGGACUUCAAGUGCAACGUGUGCGGUUACGGUUACUAUGGCAACGACCCUGCCGACCUGGUGAAGCACUUUAGGAAGUAUCACCUAGGUCUGCACAACCGCACACGGCAGGAUGCUGCCCUCGACACACACAUCCUGGCCUUGCACAACAUGGCCCCCCAACACACACCUCUAGAUACACAGUCGGGGCAGGGGCAGAGGAACCAAGCCAAAGAGUUGGGGAAGACGAGAGCAGACAUACACAAUCAGCAGCACAGGACAGUGAUGAUGAACGGCACAUAUGACGUACAGGUGACGCUAGGUGGCACACUCAUUGGAAUUGGCAGGAAGACCUCGGACUGCCAGGGGAAUACCAAGUACUUUCGCUGCAAAUUCUGCAAUUUCACAUACAUGGGCAGUAAUUCCGUAGAACUUGAACAACACUUCCUGUCGUCACAUCCAAAUAAAGUCAAAACUCCGCCUACGACACCCCUUCUCGCCAAUAGUAACCUUGCAACGCAUGACAACCAGACAAAGGAGAGGAGUCAAAUCUUAGACGGGGCGGAGCGAGUAGCAGUCAGAGCUGAGGAUGACUCCUUGGUUGGGUACUCCAUUCCGGUGAGGGCGUGCCCGGAUUCAUCAGGCUGGACGGCGGAGCUGGGUCGAGGUGCUGUCCAGGCGUAUUAUUGGUGUAAAUUCUGCAGCUGGAGCUGUGAGUGGUCAGGGGGCUCUGCGAAGCUCAUAGAGCACUUUGAGCAAAGGCAUAGACAUGGCGGGGGAGGUACGAUGAGCCCAAACAACGCUAAUCCGGACAGAGAGCGUGAGAGAGGAGGGAGGAGAGAGGGAGGAGAUGUGGCGUCCAAAGGUCGCAAAGAUCUGUCAUCCAACCCGUCCGGCACCAGCCAAGGAGACCCAAACAGCAGUGACCCAGAAGCUGUGGUCACCAGUUAUAACUGCCAGUUGUGCGAUUUCCGGUACUCGAUGGCCCACAGUGCAGAUGUGAUCGUAGUUGCACCAUUACUCCUUCACUACCAGCACAACCACUCCAUCCACCGCUGCUGCAUCCAGCACUGCAUGUACUGUCCUCAGGGGCUCUGCCAGCCGCAUAAACACCUUGGGGAGGUGUCUCAUCCCUUUGCUUGUCGGAAGCCUACCUGCUCUAAAUGCUCCUCCAAGUUCCCCCAGUCCACCAAACAGCAGGAAACCAUCGCUUCAAAGCCCGCCACCACCACCUCACCCAGCACGACCCCUCCUUAUCCUCGAGGUGACCCCACUGUGAUUGCGGGAUCAACUUUUCACCCCUCUAACCCUUCCCAUCCUGUCGUCACACAAGGUGUCACCCACUUGUGUGACCAGUGUGCGUUCGCCACCACUGACAUUGACGUGUUGCUCCAACACUACGAAAGCUGCCAUACCCUGAUCAACCUGAAGGGUGCACCACCCCACGUCAAGGCUGAGGAGGAGGCUGGGGGGGAAAAGGAAGGAGGGAGAGAACGAGGAGGAGAGAGGGAGUACUCUUGUACAAAGUGUCACUUUAUCACAGAAGUGGAAGAGGAAAUUUUUCGACACUACAGGCGUGUCCAUGCGUGUUGCCGUUGCCGCCGCUGCGACUUCACAGCUUCUGAUUCAACAGCUCUCCUGGACCAUUUUAACUCCGCCCACUGCCAUGAGUCCUUGCCCUCAUUAAGCUCAUUGACAUCAACAUCCUUACCCACCUCACUGACGCCCUCAUUAACUCUCUCAACCAAUGGCUGCUCAGCUCCUUCUACCUUAGCUAUUAAGGAAGAAAGCAAGGGUGAUCUUCGCCUCCUCUACUCUCUCGCCCCACCUGAGGGACGGCUAGCCGAAGGAGGUAGAGAAGAAACAGGAGGGGUGGUGAAAAGCGAAGGAGGUGAUGAGAAGGACAGAGAACGGGAGAAAGGGUGGAUCCUUGGUGAGACGAGAGGACUGGGAGAAAGAGGGAGUGAUCAGGCUCACGGUUUACUUUGGGUGCCAAAGGAACGAAUGGGACCUGAGAGAGGACCAGGAAGUGGAAGCCCGUCUCUCUUCUCCUCCCCCCUCUCAUUGUCCUUCGUUUCAGCAAAUCAUGAAGCCUCGCAGCAGAAAAGAGGCAUUGCAUCGCCCAGCAUGGUUUACCUGGGAGACACCAAGUCCUUUUUGGGAGAUACCAAGUCCUUUUUGGGGGACGCCAAGCUGUACGGAGGAGGGAGGCCAGGAGGAGCCACUUCAGGAGGAGGCGGAGGAGAGAAGCACAUGCAGAUGACACAACAGCAAUACACAGGAGGAGGAGGAGGAGGAGGAGGAGGAGGAGGGAGCGGAGGUGGAGGAAGUGGACAGGAGGUGAAAGCAGCCAAAGAAGAGUCCCAAUCUCUGCUACGGAGGCGUAGGGGGAGUGGAGUCUUUUGUGCAAACUGUCUGACCACCAAGACGUCGCUGUGGAGGAAGAACGCUAACGGGGGCUACGUGUGUAACGCAUGCGGGUUGUACCAGAAGCUGCAUUCGACACCAAGACCUCUAAACAUCAUCAAGCAGAACAACGGCGAGCAAAUAAUCCGACGACGAACACGCAAACGGCUCAACCCUGACACGCUGUCAUCCGAAACCUCUGCUCCCAAGCAGCAACGCAUCAACAGUGAGGAGCGAAUGAAUGGGGAGGAGUCAGACAGGAGCUGUGCUUCGAUCAAAAACCAGCAGCCCUCCCCUCGCUCACGCUCACCUCGAUCCACUCAAGCCUUCCUCGCCAGUCAAACAUUGGAGAUCCACAGGCGCAUGCCUCCGCUGCUCCUCCCUUCCCAUCCCUCCUCCUCAUUGGUAGCCGAGGGCAAUGGGGGCAUCUCUGAGGGAGGGAUAACGUCAAAGAUAGAUGGAGGUAAAGGAGGAGGGGGAUCAGAAAGAGGAAGUCCAAUUGAGAAGUACAUGCGUCCAUCAAAACCUUCGAGUUAUUCCCCACCUGGUUCGCCCAUUGAAAAGUACCAGUAUCCCUUUUUCUCACUACCUUUACCCUUAACCCUCUCACCUGACUUAACUCCUGAAUCAGAUUGGCUCAGAUUCUGGAGUAAGUACAAGAUGGCCGCCUCUGGGGUUCCUGGUAGCAUUAGUAGUCUAAGCAGCCCUGGUAGCCUCGGGAAUAAUCCCCAAUAUCUUGGUGCAAUGGUGACUCCAGUACAGCAUCAUCAGCAAAGCUACACAGUGCCUUACUGUGCCUCUCCUUACUCUCCUCUCCCUCCCCCUCCAGCUCCUCCUCACUAUCCUCCUCCUCCUCUUCACUCCCAAACCUCUUCAGCAGAAAAUGAGGCUCCCCUUGAUCUUGCAAUAAGACAAAGGGAUACAAGUGCUGCAAGUGCACACAUGUCAACAAACGGUGCAGAGAGGAGAAAGCGUGAGUCACCACAUGCUGAGAGGUUGAGAGAGAACUGGAAAGGUGUCAAAGAGGAGGAGGAGAGGAUGGAUGAAGGAGGAAACCAGAGGGAGGAUAUAGGGAAGGAAGAGAAGGUUGAUUUGACUAAAAGUCAGUCCAGCGUCCCAACAAAUCGUGCAAUGGUAGAAGUGUCCACGCAGGAUGAUCUGUCCAACCGUUGCAUCCACUGUGGGAUCUACUUCCUAGAUGAAGUGAUGUAUGCCCUGCACAUGAGUUGCCACGGUGAUCAGGGACCAUACCAAUGCAGUUUUUGCCUCCAUGUGUGUGCAGAUCGCUAUGAUUUCACCACACACAUACAGAGGGGCUUGCACAGGUACGCAGAUAAAACGUCGCAAAACAGAGGACAAGUGCAAGAGGGCGUUAUUCAGAACGCCACUGUGUUGUCAGAGCGAGGCAGUCAAAAUGUGACGCCGGAGGUAGAAGAUGAAGCUGAUCACAGGGAGAUCACGGAUGAAAGCGAUGACGUUGUAGGAGACUGUCAUGAGAACGAAGCUAAAGAAGUUCUAGGUGAUGAAAGAGUGGAAAAGGAGGUAACAGAUGAAGAAGGUAAUGACAUGACAAACCAGGAACUGGGAAGCAAGACGGCAUCAGAUAGUAGCAAUGAUGUCACACAAACCCCAGAGAUGAGUGAUGCUGAUUCUAAAGACUUAGUGGAGAAUACAGAGAGUAAAUAAUCUCAUGCCUUUGACUCACACAAACCCUUAAGAACGUGAAGAAUAAGCUGUGUACCUCCUUGUUCCUGGAGGCUAGCUCAUGUCAAAGUGGACCUAACCUGGGCACUAAAUGGAACACAUCCUUAUGCUGGAAGCACUCGGCCGGCAAAUGGUCAAAAAUUAUUGCAGGAUCCUGCGACACUGCUGCAGGGACAGUAGUAUUCAACAUUCAAGAAUCCAGGCAUGCAGCUGAAAUCACCUUUUAAUAAACAGCCACUUCAUGUGCUCUCCAAAUAAGAGGAUUGGAAGCUUGACUGAAAGUUGGACUGGUCUCAUUUAGGAUGAGUUUGAGGGGCUCAGCACUUGCACAGCCACCAUACAGUAGAGCAAAAAAAAAAAUCCUGGAAGCAGAACACUUUAUCUGAAU